CGGAUCUCGCCGCGGAAGAGAGUCGCGACGAUCGACAUCUCCGGUGGCGCUCCGCGCUCCCGCGCUCCAGUGCAGUUUCUUUGUCAAUUUGAAAGGAGUACCGCGGUCGGGCGUGUCCAGCGUCGUGAAGGAAUUCGCGGGUUUGUGUACGCACAAGGAUAAUUGCGUCGUUGCGCGAACGUCGCUCGCGAGGUCUCGCGACGAUGAGCUGUCGUGUGUCGAAAUGACGACGCUGCAGCGAAGCUGGAUGUCCGACAUCGAUCGACUUUCCGAGGCGGUAAACAGCAUACAGAAAUGUUUGGAAUGCGCGAUAUGCCUGCAGCUUAUGACAGCACCUGUCAGAACAAGAUGUGACCACUCGUUCUGUCAGAAAUGCAUAGGAAGGGUCUUGCGCAAGAACGCUCCUUGUCCACUGUGCAAGGAGGUCCUCAAUAGACGCAGUAUAUUCAAAGAUGAUCAUCUGGAAUCGUGUAUCCACAAGUUCCAGAAACUGGUGGAUGCCAUUCAAACUGACAGUCACAUUGACAUACAGUCGCACUUGAAGCAGCCGCGCGACACGAGAGAAAGCUGCUCGAAUUCGGGUAGUAGUCAGUCUAAGGUCUCCCGCAAGAGGAAAACGACAAGGAGACAGUCGAUUCGCAGUGACCACAGUGCCUCUAAGACAGACAGGCCGUCGUCAAGCCGGAGAACUGACUGCGAUAAUUCACGAUAUGACACGGACUCAUUGAUCCGACAGUCCGAUUCAACUUCAUCAACCCCGACCGUCCUUCCCAUCGACGAGGAUGAUGUGCGUUACGAUACGUCGGAGGCUAAGGUUCGUACGUGGAUACACUCGUUCAUCGAAGAGUCUGAUAUUAAUAUCGAGGGCAAUGCGGAAGAUGAGACGCGUCCGAACAAGGAGAACAUGUCCCGAGCGAAUAAAGGCGCGAAGAAGAGGCGGCAAUCCGGUAAUGACGUAAAGAACAACGAUCCUAACGCAAGUAAUUUAAAGUACAAUGCGAUCCAUGCUAAGACACGUUCGAAGGAUCGCAAGAGGUCCGCGAGCGCUGGGAAAUCGAACGUCGAGGACCGCGUCGACAUUCACCGGGAGGAUUCGUCUUCGUCAGCGCUGGCGACGGCGAGCGCGCCCGCGAUCGUUGAUAGGCCUCCCUCUGUGGAUACUUGGACUCGUGUGAUGGAGGUCGGCAAGGAGAUGCGCGGGAAGAAAAAGAAGAUGAAGAAGUUGAGUGUGAGUACCGAAAAGAGUAUCGAGAAGAGUAGCGAGAAGAGUAUUGACAAGGAUAGCGAGAAGAGUGUUGACAAGGAUAGCGAGAAGAGUGUUGACAAGAGUAUGGAGAGCAUCGAGAAGCGUCUGAAGAGGAAUAAGAAAAUCCCUCGCAUAAUAGAAGACGUUAUGCUGUCACCGAGUAGCAAAUACGAGUCACUCAAUAAGAGCGCGACGUAUGACGACACGAUCAACAAUGAAAUGAAUGUAUCUAAUCAGCAGCGGGAGUCGACCGGUUGGCAGCAGGACGUGACUGAUAAUAAGCCGGACUUAUCGGUUGUAAAAAUAACACAGAGAGCAUCAGUGAGUGAAAGACCAGCUCGCAAUCGGGAGAAAUCGUUCGCCAAUGACAAAACCAACUCUUCGAUGCUCGAAACUAGUUAUCACUCGGAGACAUCGUUCAUCACGCUGGCGGAAGGUGAGCAGACGCGUAUAAAAAAUCUCAACAAUCGUCAAAUGAAUGAGAUUAUCGGCUUCGAAGCAGAUUCUGACGGGCUGACGGGCAACGACGCGAACGUUUCGAAGCGAAAGCAUCAGCUCAAGCAGAAGAAAGACGAGGAGCAAGAGGAGGACACGAGGAUCAUGAUGGAGCCGUACGUCGAUUCGCCGUCGUCGCAUCAGCAAAGAUUGAUCAUACUGACGCCGGAAAAACUCAACGAAUCCGUGCUAAAAAACAGAGUGAGCGACUCGCGAACUUCCGUCAGCAAGUUGAUGAGCCCUACGUGCUUGCCGACGACCGAACGAACGACAGCAGCAACGACUCCGAGAGAAACAGAAGUAGCAGUCACGUCUCAGUCGCGAUCAUGGACACCGAACAAGUUAUCCAGGCUGUCCUUGAAGAGAUACUCCAAGAACAUCGAGUCGCCGUUAUCGAGCAACAUUCCGCUCUCGGUCAACGACUCGAGCUCGAAAGCUCCUAAGAGCGUUGAUUCAUCAAUGUCGAAGAACAGUCAGACCUUUGAGCGACUGGAGAUUGUCAAACGCGACUUGAGUUCGCAGAUUGACAAGGAUUUUCCGCAAACCGGUCAAGCUAUCGAGGACGUACCGGUUACAGCCGGUACGUCCUCGAAGAACACAAUCGUGAUAAAGAAGGAUAACAACGGACACGUUGGCGGGACCGUUCACCAAGGCGAGUCAAGACUCACGUUAGACUCCACGAGGUCGAGAAAGUCGAGAGACAUUAAUCGGACGCGAAAGAACCAAGAAUAUGGUUUUCCCAUAAAGUUCACGCAGUUAGGCACGCUGGUCAGACGGCGGGACAUUAAGUAUUAUUAUCGGGGCGUGCUAAAACACGAGCAACGUUUACCGGGGAAGAUCCGAGUGAGCACGGCAUACAACAUGCAGCAGUCGAUCAGCAAGAGCGAGAUGACAAAGCCUCCACACAAUUUCACGUCUUCGCCCGCUUCUUCGAACGAUUCGCAGAACUCCACGGGCGGCGUCAUGCUGGAGGACGUUCGCUACAUGGACAAAUCGGUCUCGAACACGAACACCGUCUUGGAGGUUACGAGGCUCAGCCGCGGAGUCUCGGCGAGCUCGACACCGAAGAGACACGCGAGUUGCACGGUUGAUCGCACGGUUGAUCAAGGAAACUCACCGAGCGCGAGCAAACCACCGGUCGCGGAAGAAGCUGUACGAUCGCCUCGUACACCUCGCGCGGACCGAAGCGCGACGAAGAACGUUACAAGCAACUCCAUCAAGCUAUUGUCACCGGACAAGGACUCGCAGCUCAAGUUUCUCACCAUAGACUCGCCGAUGAGUCAACACGGUCAGUCUGAACUCGCGACUUCCACGCGAGUUCUACCACCGGUAGAAUCCGAAUUCGAGAAGAAAAAAGGCCCGGCUACCAUCAAAAACAGCAAGAACCUGGCCGAGACGAAAGACUCGCAAUGGCUCACCGACGAGUUCGGGCCUUCCUCUGGAAGCUCCGAAUUCCAACCAACAGCGAACACGAAGAAGAGAAGCAGACGUAUCUCUGAGGACGAGAAACUCGAAGGGAAAAGCGACGUCGACGACGUCGAAGACGACUCCAGCGACUCGGUGGCCAGCAUAAAUAGUCUAUGCACGGUGAAGCUGUCCAACAAGAAGACAUGCAAGAGCCAAGAGAAGACGAGCUCGAUCGACAAGAGGCGUCGCUUGAGCUCGUCGCGCAAUCGAGUCGACGACAUGGUCUUGGAGCCUGACAACCCUACGAGACAAGCGCACGAGAGAAAGUUCAGGAGGAUAGUCUCAAUCUCGGACUCGGAUUCGGAGUUGGAGUCGUGGACGUGCGUCGCGACCAAGUCUCACAGAAACACGAGCGGCGAUCGAUACGACCAGAGAAACGCGUCGAUCGUGAGCACACCCACGAGGAGAUCGGCGAGGGAGGCUUCGGACGAGGACCUCCGUAUUCGGAGUAUAGUCGACAAAUGGAACAGCGAGCACAGCGCGGGGCAAAAGAGACCGGCCGAGGGGACGAGGGUCGCGCAGGGCACUUCAAAGCGGACGAGACUCACUUCCGAAGAGACGACGACGAGCCACUGUCGCUCUCUCUCGACUAAUUCGUCCGAGGGCCAGAGACGCGCCAAGUCGAGCAAGAGCACCGUGACGAGCGAAUCGGACCCAUUCUUCGAGAGCAACAGCGUGUUCAAUUCACAGGGCCUACAUCAACUCGCGUGUCAUAUGAAUGACAAGUCGAGCAAGAGCCGGAAGUCGCAGAGUUCCAUGGAUCCGUUCAACGACGACAUCAUCAACCGAGUGCUGGAGAUCGACCGGUCGCCGAAGAGCAAUCACGGCGCGCGUCGGUCGACAGGUGUCGCCUCACGGAACAAUAACGACGACGACGACGGCGACGACGACGACGAAGGGGCGAGUAGUCAAAGGGGUAAGAACGAGCCGGGAAGCAACUUGCUGCAGGACAAUUUCGACGAGAUCAUCGCGAACGUCGAGCUGCCACAGAGCGAGGACAUGAUAGCCUGUAGCGAGCUGCCGGCUCGCCGUAAUUCCGAUCGCAAUCUCAAUCGCAUGCUGACGGAACAGAACAUGUCGAGCUGUCCAGCGAUGACGAAUGAGUCGCGCGACGCAGUCGCACGGCACGGCCAGAUGAUAGCCGCGUCGUCCACCGCCGACAUCUUCGAGUGCAGCGGUUACACCGCCGGCAAAAACGUCAAGAGAACACACUCGAGUAAAACCUCGGCAAAUUCCGACAAGGAGAACACUCACUGCCAAAGGAAACACGCGGAUCACGCGGCGGAGGAGGAGCGGAAGGACAAGAAAAAUGUUAGCGCCAAGAGCCCGGACGCGGUCGACAACAAGACGGCGUUGAAGAAAAGUGCGUCGCAGGAGAAAUGUAGCUUCUUUGAGCGCGCCGCGGUGACGGAGAGAACGCCGCGGAAGGAGAGGGAAAUUAACGUUCCAGCGGCCCCAGCGAGUCGGCACCGAGCGAGCGACUCCGAGAUGAGCGCGAAGGAUCUCUCCUCCUCCGAGUACGACACUCUCAUGAACAUCACGCUGCAGCAGGCGCGACUAAGGAUGAUCGAGGAGGAUCUGUUCGGCGGCGCGCCCGGCCGGGUAGGGACGAAGACGGAGAGGACGAGUGCGCGGAACGAUCCGCUUCGAGAGGAGCAACGCACCCCGAAGAAGAGGAAGAGGAACGCGACGUCGGGGGAACACUCCGCCGACGAAGACGACAUUGUGGAGAACACUCCUGAGACGAAGAUGAGGAACAGCGGCAAAACAUCCGGCGGCUCGAGUACGCGGCGAAAUCUAACGGCCCUGUACCUGUCGCCGAUCCCCAGCUCGACCACGUCCCCGCGCCAAAGACCGACGUCGAGGAGCGAGCAGGCGAACACGCCUCACUGCCAGACUCAUCUCAUGUAUCCGCUUUAUCAAAGCACACCGAAGGUGACGUCCAGCUCCAUCACCGUCCCCGCCGUCACCACGACGACGACGACGACGACGGAUAGCUGUCGCAAGGCUGGCGCGUCCACGACGGCCGGCAAAGGGCGGCAGCUCAACAAGCAGCAACGCGCGACGACGAGCGGCGCCGCGUCAUCGUUGACCAAGCGGACGGCGGACGGCAACACGACGAAGGUCGACAACACGACAGCUCGACCGGGAAAGAACGCGCAUCGGCGGUCCGACCUGGGCAGGCUGCGCUUCGUGUGCAGCGGCUUGACGACGACUCAGAUCGCGAGCGUGCAGAAGUUCGCGCGGCUGCACGACGCUGAUUACGCGAGACAGUUCGACCCGGACGUCACACACGUGAUCGUCAACACCAGCGGCGCGGAGAACAUGGCCAAGAGCACGCUCAAGUACUUGCAGGGCAUCGCACAUCGCAAAUGGGUCGUCAGCUACAAGUGGAUCGAGGACUGCGCCACUGCCGGCCGCAAGCUGCUGCCUGAGGCCCCUUACGAGGCGACUACGCAGAGUGCCGACGUCAACGGACCCGGGCCCCGGAAUUCGCGGCUGAGCGACAAGGGCCUCUUCCAGGACUUCACGUUCUUGUGCGUCGGCCCGUACGACAACGUCUCGUUGAGCCAAUAUCAGGACUUGUUACGCGCCACGGGAGCCACUGUGGUUGACUCUAUGGAGACUCUCGCCGUCCAGAAGAAAGGUUUGAGAGGCGUCGUGAUCCAAGGCGACACUCAGGACGACAAUACAAUCGAAUAUUGGUACGAGAACGCCCGGGCGGCGCCGAUUCUCAUCGACUGGGUCGUCGAGUGUAUUGGCCACUACAAACUCUUCCCGCUCAUCCCCUACAUCCAGACGCUGUCGCCGCAGCACUACUGCGCGAUCGGCUACCCGCGGGAGAUCGUCGGGGACGACGAGUACAGCGACAUGUCCGGCUGAUGCGGGAAACGGUUGCCUCCAGCCGGCAACUCGUUCAUUGUUCCGACAGCUUGAGUUGACCAAGCGACUGCAAUAAUUGUUUUCUUCUCGCGUGUCUACUGUAUGUGUGUGUGCCGCUAAAUCGUUGUUUCAUUUGAGCGUCGUCAGCCCGUCGAUGCAUCGAGUGCGCCUACGUUACACGCGAGUUAUCGUGUCUGCGGAUCCGGUAUCGCAAUUUAUAAUUUCGUUUUCAUAAUAAAGAGUUAUCUAAUCAUAAUCUAAUAACGACCGUCUGUCUAAUCAAAAACCCUUGUUUCCUCCCCUUCGCUGGAACCACUUUUCCUAGUAUCCUCUCUCGUGCUCUUCAUCUCUCUCUCU
This is a messenger RNA of Harpegnathos saltator (Jerdon's jumping ant), 6448 nucleotides long. RefSeq names its product breast cancer type 1 susceptibility protein homolog. Gene Ontology annotation, biological process: positive regulation of transcription by RNA polymerase II; double-strand break repair via homologous recombination. The record is from RefSeq and is a predicted model, not a curated record. Gene Ontology annotation, molecular function: zinc ion binding; ubiquitin-protein transferase activity; DNA binding. NCBI's taxonomy places the organism in Eukaryota, Metazoa, Arthropoda, Insecta, Hymenoptera, Formicidae. The transcript has 8 exons. Gene Ontology annotation, cellular component: BRCA1-BARD1 complex; nucleus; BRCA1-A complex. Bases 224 to 6091 code for a protein of 1955 amino acids.